Molecule: messenger RNA, 1219 nt
Organism: Erpetoichthys calabaricus (reedfish)
Lineage: Eukaryota; Metazoa; Chordata; Cladistia; Polypteriformes; Polypteridae
Product: T-cell surface glycoprotein CD3 epsilon chain-like
Exons: 8
Coding region: 287-853 (188 amino acids)
Biological process (GO): cell surface receptor signaling pathway; positive thymic T cell selection
Cellular component (GO): alpha-beta T cell receptor complex; membrane; external side of plasma membrane
Molecular function (GO): transmembrane signaling receptor activity
Source: RefSeq, a predicted model, not a curated record
UUGAACCUAAUAGAGGCCCGGGUGUCACCACCCCUACAAAACUCAGAGUGACAUCACUGCGCCCCCGCCCAAGAUUCAACUUGACAAGCACCCGACCCGCCUCCAGUUCCUGUUUAGAGGAGUGUGUAACUUACUGGAACUCGGGACAAGGUAAAAACAAGAGACGACACCUCCCCGAGAGGGACCACCGGACCUGGCCAGAGACAUAGGACUUCAUUGAGUAGGAGCGUCCGGUCCAAGCACAGCGGUGUUCAUCUGUCCUCUGGAAACUGACCCAGGAGCAGAAAUGGAGAGAGCAGCAUCCACUCUACUGAUCCUGGUGAUUAUGGCACAUACAGGUCCCAGCCAAGCUCAGGAUGCUGAAACAGAAGCAGUUACUGAGGUAGAUGUGAGCAUAUCAGACACAACUGUCAUCCUGACCUGUCCAUGGGAUGACAAUACUUUGAAAAAAUGGGAUGGGCACAAAUGGAAUGAAGAGAAGAGCUUUGAUGAGAACACCAAAGUGUUCACCUUCAACAGCUUCACUGCUCAUAUGAACGGGCUCUACUUUUGUGAAUCCAAAGGAACCAGUUCAUCCUCCCAUUACUUGUACAUAAAGGUGAAAGUUUGUGAAGGCUGUGUGGAGAUGGACUCUAUGACAGCUGCUGGGGUGAUCAUUGGGGACCUGCUGGUCACUCUGGGUGUUGCCCUCAUGGUGUACUUCUGGGUUCAAAACAAGAAAGGAACAACAAACCUCGGAGCAGGUGGACGGCCAGUCCGUCAAGACCGCCCGCCACCCGUCCCUAAUCCUGACUAUGAGCCCAUCCGUGCAGCCGGGAGAGAAACGUACAGCGGCUUGAACAAGAGGACCUAAGAUUGUGGGCUGAACAUCCCCUCCAUUCCCAACUGAUAUAUCUGGCUGUUGGUCAUAUGUUCUUCUCCCUCUGUCAUCUGCCUAGUGGAGGCGAGGGUCUGCACGCCAUUGCUUCAUUUAUUUUAAAGCUUUUGUCGCCUAAAUGAGACCCAUGCCUGACACGUCGCCCUCAUCCUUCCUCCAACUAUCCCACCCCAUCCUUUCCAACUUGUCCUCACCCUCUUCACCUCUCCUUUUUAUUUACUCCCCACCCAUUUAGUCUUUCUAUCCCACUGUGGUGCUUCUUCUUUGUAUGUAAAGUUCUUUAUGAUGCUUUUUCUUUGUGAAGGGUACUAUAUUUAAUAAAGAUCUAACAUUAUUACACAA